This is a messenger RNA of Limulus polyphemus (Atlantic horseshoe crab), 559 nucleotides long. Its product is annotated as WASH complex subunit 5-like. The transcript is spliced from 4 exons. Lineage: Eukaryota; Metazoa; Arthropoda; Merostomata; Xiphosura; Limulidae. The record is from RefSeq and is a predicted model, not a curated record. The annotation marks the transcript as partial. Gene Ontology annotation, biological process: actin filament polymerization; regulation of actin nucleation; endosome fission. Gene Ontology annotation, cellular component: endosome; WASH complex.
UGCUCAGAGAUCAAGUUUUGAGUCCAACAUUGAUGAUAUCUGUAAACUUCUGCGCACAACUGGAUACAGUGGAGCUCUUGGUGCCAAAAGACCUUCAAAUUAUCCUGAAGACUACUUUAGACGUGUCCCACUCAACUCCAUGUACAUCAGCUUAAUUGUUGGAAGGCUUCGUUCAGAUGAUCUGUACAAUCAGAUUGCAGCUUUCCCUUUCCCUGAACAUCGUAGUACUGCUUUAGCUAAUCAGGCUUCCAUGUUGUACAUUUCUCUGUACUUCUCACCUGAGAUUCUACAUAAUCAGACAUCCAAGAUGAGAGAGAUUGUUGAUAAGUAUUUUCCUGACAAUUGGGUGAUAAAAAUGAACACAGUAAGGGCUAUUUUUUAUUCUGUAGGUGCUCAAUAUGUAUUAUUAACCUUUAUAUAUGUUUGAGGUAAUCACCACAUACACAACAUUGACCAUGAAAUUCUACAUAUUUCAUUUAGCUACCAUAUUACAAUGGGAUUGAACAUUUGUAUUGGGUUCAACUGCCCAGUCUAUAUAUUAUAGUGAUCAUGAAACUCU